This is a messenger RNA of Rhagoletis pomonella (apple maggot), 2674 nucleotides long. RefSeq lists its product as uncharacterized. Lineage: Eukaryota; Metazoa; Arthropoda; Insecta; Diptera; Tephritidae. The coding region runs from base 260 to 2482 and encodes 740 amino acids. The record is from RefSeq and is a predicted model, not a curated record. The transcript is spliced from 8 exons.
AACAUUUGUAUUUUGCAGUGAUAUGACAAUUCUGUGAAAAACAACAAGAAAGUAAACGGCUUUGUGUAUUAAAACGGGAAUAACAAAAAUAAACUUCUACACUAGUAGUCUUAUCAAUUGCUCCGUAAAAUAUCUGAUUUGGGAAGCACAACAGCAAUGAAAAUACAAAGUAAUUAGUAGCAGGCUGGCCUUCCAGAAAUACGUACUUGCGGAACUAUCGUUUCUCCAGGGAUCGGAACCUUUAUCACUUGCCUGAACAAUGAGUUCCUUUUUCAAAAGCUUCAACAAUUUUUCCAGUAAACGCGAAAACGCCAUUAAAGAAGUGCUUAUCAAUACGCUUAUUGAGAAUUCACGUGAAAUACAGUAUGAGGUGAAGCAAAAAGGGUGUGAUCGUUUGGAAGUGUGUGAAGCUACGAGCACGCUGUGCACUACUUUGGAGGCAAUUUUUCUGCACGGUUUAAAGGAUUCACUGCUCUGGAACACCUUUAAUGUUAUUGCUGGCGAUGAAGAGCGGCGACCAGAGCCGAGUUUUUGGGCACCAUUACUUAUAUUUUUGCACAAACAAGUGAUAGAGCAGGUUCAGACGCUUUCCCAAGUCACCAGUGAAAUCGGCCAGUGUCGCGCCUGGAUACGCCUAUCUCUCAAUGAAUCUCUUUUUUCUGCUUAUUUAAAUAAUAUACGCAAGAGCAGUUCUGCGUUAGGUCCAUAUUAUAAAAAAUUUGCUUUGCUCAAAGAUAGUGAUGGUAUGGAAAUGGCUGCGAAGGCCAUGGAGGGCAUUGAAGCAUUUGUUCAAUUCAAUCUGCCCGUAAAUUCGAGUUUGCUCAAUUAUUGGCCAGAUUAUGCCUUACAAUUAUCAGGGCUAUGGACACCACCACUGAAGUCGUGUCCGAUAAGCAGUGGCGUUGACAUCGCUGACACGCUAGCUGUCGAAGAUGCAGAGGCUGCAGAAGCAAUCGCAGCGCUACCAACACCCCAACCGAUACGCACCAAUGAAGCAUUUACACAAAUAAUUGAGAAUUUACCCAGUUUCCAGUCACCGACCCCCGCUGAUAUUGCUGCUCAACGUGAAAAUGUCGACUUGCUACUAAAGGCGGUCGAUGAGAUGCAAAUAAUAAAUGAAGAAAGUGCUGAAGCAGGAACAAGUAGUAAUGGGGCUACCGCCGAAAAUGUGCAUAAAGACAAUGAAAGUUCACAAAAGACCAGCAAAUCGAAAAAGAAGCGUAAAAAGUCACGCGAACUCGCUGAGGCACGUAUUCGUGAAUACAUAACUGGGGAAUCAGACUAUAGAACAGAGCCCCCUUCGCCUACAACGCCUGGCAAUUCUCUGAUGAGCCUAAUGCAUACAUCAUGGUCUGGAGAUGAGGGUUCCGCGUCCGAAUUGAACACACCAACUUUAGAGCGACCCCUUUAUAGACGUGCUUCUAGCAACGCCAGCUCGCUUAGCUACAAUACGCUGCUUGGUAAGCAUGAACGCGAAAAGCUGCAAAUACAAAUAAAAAAUAAUGCAUUGACGGUGGAGCGAACAAUCGUGACGCAUACAGAUGCAGACGAUGCAGCCCAACAUAAAUGUGAUAACAAUGGUAGCGAUUCAAAUGAUAGUCGGUUGACGAUAGACUUUGAGGUAGUACCCGACUCGAAUUUAGAUAAAAUGAACGUCAGCGAAAUACAAGAGAUGCUAGAGCAGAUGUAUAAGUUGGCACGACAGCCUGGUCUGGAUGCGCAAGGUUUUCUCUGCAAAUCUUGUCAACAUCCUUUAGGCAUAGGUUACACAAACUUCCAAGUUUGCGGGUUCAGUGGCAAUUACUUUUGUGACGCUUGCAUGGACAUGGAACAAAUAAUGAUACCAGCAAAAAUUAUUUACAAUUGGGAUUUUCGAAAAUACUCAGUAUCAAAACGUGCAGCUCUUUUUUUGACGGAAUUCCGCAAUCAGCCAGUUAUUGAUUUAGAACUCUUGAAUCCAGACAUUUACAACGCAUCGGAUGCCAUGGCUGAUCUGCAAUCUUUACGCAUACGUUUGAAUUUUCUACGGGCUUACCUCUACACCUGUGAACCUAAGAGCAUAGAACUACUGCAACAACAAUUCUAUGGGCGUGAAUAUCUCUAUGAGCAUAUACAUUUGUAUUCCAUAAGUGAUUUGCAUUUGAUAUUACGCGGCACACUAUACCAGCAACUGCAAAAGGCAUACAAAAUAGGCGAAUCGCAUGUGCUGAAGUGUCCAUUGUGCAGUGUAAAAGGAUUUAUUUGUGAGAUUUGCAAAAGUUCACGUGUUCUUUAUCCAUUUCACAUUGAAACAACAUAUCGGUGCGAAGUCUGUGGUGCUGUUUUUCAUGCGCACUGUCUAAACGAUCAGCAGCCAUGUCCAAAAUGUGAGCGUAAGCGUAAGCGAGAGGAAUUGGAUUUGGAAGAAAUGAAUGAUAUAGAAAGCAUGCGGAGUUUAGCUUCAUCCACUACUAUUGCCGCCAAUGAUGUGGGAGACAAAUAAAUGGAGACAAAGUGAUUUCGAAUAAACAAUUUGUAUUAUUGUACAUUACGUUAGCUUAAGUACAAAAUUGUUAUGCGUUUUUUUGUUGCCUUUAAAAGUCUGGAAUGACUUUUAGUUUAGUUAAAAAAAGUUUGAUGGCUUAAGAACUAUUAAUGCAAAGACGUAUUCUAUCAAUCUUCGAACUAAUGUAAA